AUGAGAAAACAUAUUCUACUUAGAUUCAAUAUACCAGUUUCUACAGGCCUCACUUGGUCUCUUUUGAUUGAAAAAGUUUGUGAAAUUUGCGGUGGCAAGAAUCCUCGUUCUGAAUUUUUACUUGUAACUUGUUCUGUAUGCAACACAACUUGUGAACAUGUUUAUUGCAUGGGAAGAAAAGUAAAGCAUGAGGUCCCUCAAGAUUGGGUUUGCGAAUCAUGCCUAACUGGCAGUGACUCGAUUUCGAUGGAAUCUGAGGAGAGAGUUGCCCUUGAAUCAUUCCAAGAAGAUGAAGCUGUCACAAGAGCAAUUAGAAAUGAGCAGUUCUCAGGGACCACAGUAGCAAGACUAUCCACCUUCAACGAAUCGAAAGAUAUGGCUCACGUUAUUGCUCGAUCUCACGGGGGUGAUGGUGGAGGAUGCGAUCCUCCACGUGGACCGUCAGAUAUCUCAACUGAUUGUUAA
Molecule: messenger RNA, 465 nt
Organism: Humulus lupulus (European hop)
Lineage: Eukaryota; Viridiplantae; Streptophyta; Magnoliopsida; Rosales; Cannabaceae
Product: PHD finger-containing protein 5-like
Exons: 4
Coding region: 1-465 (154 amino acids)
Source: RefSeq, a predicted model, not a curated record